AUGGGUCACUGUCCGCUCCAGCAGGUUCCUGGCAUCCGAGGCCAGUUUGUGUCCCGGGAGAAGGGCGUGGGCACAGUGGAAAAGCCCCAGGACGUCCGGGUGAUGAAGUGCAUCGUUGAGGUCAUCUCUGACACACUAUCCAAGCCCAGCCCCAUGCCUGUCAGCCAGGAGUGUUUCGAGACCCUCCGAGGAGAUGAACGGAUCCUCUCAAUCCUGCGACAUCAGAAUUUGCUGAAAGAGCUCCAAGAUCUUGCUCUCCAAGGUGCCAAGGAGAGGGCACAUCAGAAGAAACACAGCGGUCUUGAGGAUGGACUCUCAGAGGCUCUUGAGAAGCAGAAUGACCAGGCAGAGCUGAAAGAAGUGACAGAAGAGGCAUCCUCCAAGGAUGCUUCGGAGAAAAGAGGGGACUCUGAAGAGACAGAGAAGAAUGAUGGAGACACAGAUGGAGCCAGGCCCCAGGCCUCCCCGGAGCCUGAACAAGGGUCCAAGGUCGAGGAAGACAACCAGGCCCCAGGGGAGCAGGAAGCCUCCAACACCCACCCCCCAGCCAGCCUUCCCAGCCAGAAACACUCAGGCCCACAGGCCCAGGGGGACAGAGGGAGCCUCUCCCAGGGUCCGGUGGACAGAGAGAAGGGCCUGGGUGUAGAGCAAGAGGAGCAGGCAAAGCGAGAAGAGGAGGAGGAAGAGGAGGAGGACACAGAGGCUGGAGAGAAGGCUGUCCCCGAAGAAGAAGGCCCCACCGCAGCAUUUAACCCCCACCCAAGCCUUGGCUACAAGGAGACCCAGAGGGACGAGACUCCAGGAUGGCCCAAGGCUCUGGCUGUGGAUGGAGCCAGGAAGACCGGGGCUGAGGAGGCUCAGCCCCCCGAGGGGAAGGGGGCGCGGGAGCACUCUCGGCAGGAGGAGGAGGAGAUGGCAGAGGCCCCUCAAGGCCUCUUCCGGGGCGGGAAGAGCAGGGAGCUGGAGCAGGAGCAGCCCAGGCACACCCUCCUCCGAGGUUCAGACCCUGCCUCCCUCCGGUGGGGCAAGGGCAAGGCCGGUGGGACCACGGGGCCUGGUGGUGAGUGGGACCAGGAGCUGGAAAGCCUGUUGGCCAUCGAGGCAGAGCUGGAGAAGGUGGCCCACCAGCUGCAGGCACUGCGCCAGGGCUGA
Puma concolor (puma) is the source of this 1152-nucleotide messenger RNA. The record is from RefSeq and is a predicted model, not a curated record. Lineage: Eukaryota; Metazoa; Chordata; Mammalia; Carnivora; Felidae.